AUGCAUCUAUCGUGGAUUGUCAUAACAUUUUCUUUAUUUUUAGCGGGGCCAACAAAUUCAAAGAAAAAAGAUUUGUUGAAAUCCUCCACAGAUUUGUUAGAAAAGGAAAGCAAACGUCUGAAAUCUUCCAAAUCUGGUUGUUCACUUAAAGCAAUAAAUGCAAGAGCAAUAGAUUAUCUAAGGAUCAAUAAUGAGUGUGAAAAAGCCAUUCCCUGUUUAAUCCAAGUCCUGCAGGAGUCUGGCUCACAGACUGACAGCUGGUUGUGGGCAUCUUUGGGCCAUGUGUAUCAAAACUUGCAAAAGACAGCACUGGCUACCAGCAGCUUCAAGCAAGCCUCAAAACUCCUAGGGAAAGUCAGCAGCUUUAUUAAAGAAUGGCAUUUCCUUGGGCCAUUCGUCAUUGGAAAGAUGGAAGUUGAUGGAGACCCUGUGGCAGCUAUGGGAGGAAUUGCAAAUGUCUCAGCAAACAGAUAUAAAAAAGGAUGGAAAAUGUUCUCUGAAUUGAUCUCUGAUGGUGAGGUGAAAUGGCAGACACAUAUACAGAAAGCUCCAGGUCAGAUAUUACAGAUCUCUCCGGAUGUCAAAUGGGGAGAGUUGGUCAACUCACUGGGGUCUGUGGGCAUCACAGAGUGGCAGGGUUGGCUGGUUGGGGAGUUUGCUGUGACAGAGAAUGGUCAGAAUAUAUUAUUACAAUGUGAAGGUGUAAAUACAGUAUUAGUGGAUGGGUUGCCCAUUGUUGGGGAUGUUUAUCACAGAGAAAAUUUUUGGUUUUCUGUUCAGUUGGAGAGAGGAAUACAUUCAAUAUAUAUAAGGUUGAGAACUAAAGCUGUCCAGAAUGUCAAGUGUGAGAUCAAGAUAACAACAUCAAGUUUUGAUAUUUUAAAGCCUCACUUCUUGCCUGAUUUAAUUGACGGGUAUCUGUUUACUGGUUACAUUCCACUGCCUAUUGUUAACACACAUUCUACUAAAUGGUUAAAAAAUAUAAAAAUAACAGUACAAGAACAGUCUGAUGGGUCAGACCUGUCUGUGGCCAGUCCCCACAUUCCAUAUGACAUUGCACCUGGACAGGCCAUGCCUAUUGUGAUAAAACUCAUUUCAAAUGAAGCUGAAAUUGUUGAGGAAUGUAUUGAUGUCAUGUUGAAACUCAAAGUGUCAACCUCUGAGGGACAGCUUCUAUAUCCAAUCACUCUGCGGUGUAGGAGACAGAGAGAGUCCUUCUUGUUUACUUUUGUGGACCACGAUGGUUCAGUCCAGCAUGCAGCUGCCAUACAACCUCUACGAGAUUGUGAGGGAGGAGUAUGUCCUGUGUUGCUCACAUUACAUGGCACUACUGUCCCUCCACAGAACCAGGCUGACAGCUAUAAAAGGAUGAGCAAUGGCAAGUUUAUAUUUGGACUGGAGAAAGCAUGGGUCUUGGCACCAACAAGACAUGGUGCUCACAACUGGGAAGGACCUGGUGCUCUGACUGCAAUGACAGCUCUCAACCAACUGGAAGAGCUGCUGAAGGGCUCAAAGAUAUUCAGAAACCUUGCUAGCAAGAACCAUGUUAUAUUUGCAGGUCACUCUAUGGGAGGUCACGGAGCCUGGCAUUUGUCCACACAUUUCCCUGACCAUGCCCUGGCUGUGAUAUCUCUGGCUGGGUGGAUUAAGAAGGAAGAGUAUGGAGAUAGCAACUUGUUCUUUAGACAUGAUAUUGCCACCAGUCACGUGGACGCAGCAGUGAAGUCUGUGAUGGAAGCAUGUAUAAGUGAGAAUGAUGCUGACAGACAUGCAUCAAAUCUCAAGGUGUGAAAUUAUGACAUGUUCUUAAAAUGAAUGGCAGAGCUUUUU
Messenger RNA from Lingula anatina, 1830 nucleotides. RefSeq lists its product as uncharacterized. NCBI's taxonomy places the organism in Eukaryota, Metazoa, Brachiopoda, Lingulata, Lingulida, Lingulidae. Gene Ontology annotation, biological process: proteolysis. The record is from RefSeq and is a predicted model, not a curated record. Gene Ontology annotation, molecular function: protein binding; serine-type peptidase activity.